Molecule: messenger RNA, 1263 nt
Organism: Vespula pensylvanica (western yellowjacket)
Lineage: Eukaryota; Metazoa; Arthropoda; Insecta; Hymenoptera; Vespidae
Exons: 3
Coding region: 6-464 (152 amino acids)
Source: RefSeq, a predicted model, not a curated record
GUAUAAUGGCUCGUUUUUAUUACCAAUGCAAUUUUGACUUAAAAAACGAGAGUGAAUACGAUAAUGCUGUAUUAAAACCAUUCGUUUGUCCUCCGGACAAAUAUUGUCCUUAUUGUUGUUGCAAUUGGCAGUGUUGUCUUGUGGUACAGAAACGUCCACCACGACAAAUCUGGGAGACCUGGUACUUUUGGUUGGGCGUUACAUUAUUGGCUGUUUUUAUCCUAAUUUCGGUGUGCAGCUACGUAGUCAGUAAUUAUAGGCAUAACGUUCAAGGUGUGCCGUUCCGACAUAAUGCACGUAUUAAUGAUAACGGACGAAACCAUCGAGCAAAUCGUUCUAGACCAACACAGAACGAGGUGUCUAUAAGUAUAAUUCCUACAUCUGGACUGCUACCGGGUCAUAAAAAAAUGGUCAUGAUUUCUACACAGAAUAAUAUCGCUCAUUUGACUCCGAUCGUUGCAUAAAAUUAGAGCUUUCUUUUUUCUUCGGAAAAGUUCGGAAAGAAAGUGUUACGAUUGCGAAUAUUUUGUAUUAUGAAUGCACGGUUACUAUGACACCUCGAUGAACGUUUAUCGAUGAGAACGAAGGCAUGCAUUUUAUUGCUUUGACCGGGUGUACUUAUCGCAAGUGCAUUAUUUUGUAUGAUCUCGACAUAAUGGUAGUCGAUGGUUAAUGUUCAAUGAUUAUGAGGAAAGAUCUGCAGGGAGACUGGACGAACUCAAUUCAGCCUUUUAAUCUUGUUGAAAUGAUCCCAACUCAAACGGCUUUCAAGUUAUAUAAAGAGUAUUCAGAGAGAGAAAAAGAUAGAGAUAAACGUUAUCGAUACGAGGUCGAUUCUUUGAUUUGGUGAUCAUAAAAAUCCAAAGAAAAGCAAAAUAAAAUGAACCCAGAAGGGAAUAAUGAAAGACAUCGUUUACAGACUGCUAUCGGAUUUGAAUAUCAAAUUGAUACUUGAAUAUUAGAUUUCUCGAGAGAUACUAAAAAAAGCUUAGCUCAAUCAUUUUCAAUCUCAUGUAAUCAAGAUUUCAAAUAUUUUUAUUUUCGUUGAGAAAGAGAGAGAGAGAGAAAUUUGAUUCACAAAUUUACAAAGCUAAUUUCAAAAACGACGAAGUGAGAAAAUAGAGGAUUUUUUCUUUUUCGACGAUGUUAAAUAUUUAUUCAUUUUUAUUAAUCAGAAUGACAUAUGUAAUCACUUGUGGUGACAAACGUCAAAUUUAUUCGACGUAUCCGUUCUCUCUAUCUCUUCCUUUGGAUCAAACAGAG